AUGGAAACUAUUGAGCAUUUGUUCUUCUUCUGUGAAAAGGCUGUGGAAACGUGGAAGCUAGCACCGGUCAGGUGGGAUGGAUUACUGGGUAUGCAAUAUAACUUUUGGCUAUGGUGGGAACAAGUCACACAAUCGCUGGCACUGAACCAAGGUCAGGAGAGAGUUAGUCUUACUAUCAAUAUCCUUUGGCAAAUUUGGAAAGCCAGGAACAAAAAACUUUUUGAACAAGCCAACCAGGAUCCAGUAAAAAUAGUAAGGAAAGCACAGGAGGAAUGGCUUGAGUUUGAACAGGUAGGGAGUACAGACCAGAAGGAGAUCGCAGGGAAGCUGAAUGAUGCCUUACCUACCAGGAGAGUGCGGCCAAGGAAGGAAGAGAUAAGGCUGUAUACCGAUGCAGCGAUAUCAGCUAAACGAGUCAGGACUGGACAAGGGAUUAUAGCAAGAAAUUGGAAAGGGCAGCUUUUGAAAGCAAAAGGAAUUGUCACACAGGGAAAGGGAUCGGCAAGUGAAGUGGAAGCUCGGGCUGUGAGAAAUGCUCUGCUGAUGGCUACCCAAGCAGGUUGGACACAAAUUAUAGUCCAUACAGACUGCAAAUCAGUGGUAGAGCAGAUUACUAAACGCAAGGAGUAUGACUACACGACUGCAACUAUCUUAGAAGAUGUGCAGGAACUUAGUCUAACUUUUGAAAAAUGUUCCUUUGUGUUUAUACCUAGAACUGAAAAUCACAUCAGCCAUCAAUUAGCACAAUAUGCUGUGAAGCUUGUACAUGAUAUUGAAUGGGAAACUGAUUUCCCAAUUUGGCUGACUGAUUUAGCUAGGACAGAGUUGAGGGUAGUAUCCCCUUUUUUGUAA
This is a messenger RNA of Coffea arabica (coffee), 852 nucleotides long. RefSeq lists its product as uncharacterized. Gene Ontology annotation, molecular function: RNA-DNA hybrid ribonuclease activity; nucleic acid binding. Lineage: Eukaryota; Viridiplantae; Streptophyta; Magnoliopsida; Gentianales; Rubiaceae. The record is from RefSeq and is a predicted model, not a curated record.